Messenger RNA from Anisakis simplex (herring worm), 519 nucleotides. Lineage: Eukaryota; Metazoa; Nematoda; Chromadorea; Rhabditida; Anisakidae. The record is from the annotation of a GenBank genome assembly.
AUGUUUGAUCCAGCACGUAUAACGUAUAUGUCGGAGUCGAUUCCCGGUUACAUAGUGAUCGGUUUGAGAAUCGUCGCAUGGAUUUGGUACUGCACUAGCGCUUAUCUAACGGUCACAAAAUAUCCACUCAAACGAAAUUUUUAUUUCGUUCUUUCUGUCUUAAUGACUCUAUGGUUUUGGAUGAAUCCGAUCAGUGUGGUAAUAGCGAAUUUUUUACUGGAUAAUUGGGUCCGAGAAGAAAUUGUGAAUCUGGUGGAUUGUGUGGUUGUCGCUUACGGUUACGUUGUCUUUAUGAUGCUUACAUGGCCAUCGAGUGCAAAUGCAAACUUUCCAUAUCACGUGAGGACAGCGCAGAUCGGUGACUCGAGUUGCAUAGUGAACGAUGCCAACUAUCCACAAAAUGCCUACGAGGUACGUUAUACGAAUGCUGAGAGUACGCUACACCGAGUGCAGCAACGCUCGGCAACAACCGACAUUUCAGAGCGAGUUACGCAUCAAAACAGACAACCGAACCGUUGA